CUCACCCAAGGCAGCGUCCGGCCCUCCUGCGGCCCGACCCACCUGUGCGGGCGGGGGACAGCGGCCCCGGCCCAGCCGCCUCCCCGCCAACACCGCGGGCGGGGCGAUGUCCUCUUGCCCGCUCCCUCGCAGCGGGACGGCCCGCGGCGCUGCGGCCCCCGCCCCGCCCCGGCCUGGCUCGGCUCGGCCCGGCCCGGCCCGGCCGGCACUCGGCGCCCGCCAUGGCGGGGCUGUGGCAGGGCGAUGUAGAGAAGCCGCCGCUGCUGGUGAAAAUCGUGAUGGCCGGGGAGUCCUGCGUGGGGAAGACUUCCAUCGUGCGGAGGUACACGGAGCCCGGCUCGCCGCCCGCCGGGGCUCCCACCUCCUACCUGGCCACGAUCGGCAUUGAUUUUAAAGUAAAGCCAGUAACGUUUAAUGGUACAAGAGUGAAACUUCAAAUAUGGGAUACUGCUGGCCAGGAACGAUUCCAUACACUCAGUACUAGCUAUUUUCGUGGCGCACAAGGCUUUGUUCUUGUAUAUGACAUCACAAAUCUGGACAGUUUUCAAAGUAUAACAAGCUGGAUGAGAGACAUACAUGAGAAAGCAGGUGAUGAAGUGGACGUUAUACUGCUGGGCAACAAGUGUGAUAAGGAGUCAGAACGUGUAGUUCCAAAACAGAAAGGAGAAAAGCUUGCUUGGGAACAUGGAAUACCCUUUUUUGAAACCAGUGCUAGAGAUAAUGUGAACAUUGAGGAUGCAUUCACAAUCUUGACUAAGGAAAUACUGGAAAAGAAAACCUGUGUAUUAUAUGACUUAGAUGUUGUGACUCUCCGUGAAAGUAAGAAGAGAACCUGCUGUGCAUUUUGAAAUACUGUUUCUUAUUCAAUUUUCUCUUCAGAAAAUAUUAACUAUUGCAAAGGAACAUACAAGAUUUUAAAAGUGAGCCUGUAAUUCUAAAACACAGUAUUUACGCAUCCUUUGUAUUACACAAACUUUGUUGCCAAAUGUUUUGAUAUGUUUAUAUUAUAUAUUUUCAUAUUGUUAAUGUGAAGUUAAUUAUCUGACUUUGGAAUUAUUGGAUGCAUCACAGGAUGAAUGCAUUUGCAUACAAAUGUUUGCAGAAAUGAAAUCUAAGUGUACUAAUUUUCUCUUAUUAAAAAAGAUUACCUCGA
Molecule: messenger RNA, 1153 nt
Organism: Columba livia (rock pigeon)
Lineage: Eukaryota; Metazoa; Chordata; Aves; Columbiformes; Columbidae
Product: ras-related protein Rab-10
Exons: 6
Coding region: 222-848 (208 amino acids)
Biological process (GO): cellular response to insulin stimulus
Cellular component (GO): insulin-responsive compartment; recycling endosome; Golgi apparatus
Molecular function (GO): GTP binding; GTPase activity; myosin V binding
Source: RefSeq, a predicted model, not a curated record